Messenger RNA from Petromyzon marinus (sea lamprey), 1328 nucleotides. NCBI's taxonomy places the organism in Eukaryota, Metazoa, Chordata, Hyperoartia, Petromyzontiformes, Petromyzontidae. The record is from RefSeq and is a predicted model, not a curated record.
CAUAGUCGUGAGCCUCGCAGAUGAACUGAGGUGGGCUCGCUGAUGAGCUGUGCGUUGUUGAAGCCGGGGUAGCGUGGUGGUAGUGGUGGUGGACUCCCUGAAAAGCUGUGUUUUAUGGAAGCUGGGCUGUGUGGUGGUGGUGGUUGUAGCAGUAGCAGACUCGCUGAUGAGCUGUGUGUUGUGGAAGCGAGGAGGCAUUGUGGUGGUGGCUGUGAACUCGCUGAUGAGCUGUGUGUUGUGGAAGCCAGGCAGCGUGCUGGUGGAGGUGGGAGUGAACUCGCUGAUGAGUAGGCGUUUGCUCUGCACGCUGCUUGAACCCCUCUAAGCGGCGGGCGCUGUGUCAAUGCUGACUCUGUUAACGGUUUGUUCUGCUCGAUUUCCAACCCGCAACGUUGAUCAUGGAUGGCGACGACGAUGAUGAUGAUGAUGACGACGAUGACGAUGAUGACGACGACGACGAUGACGACGACGAGGAUGAUGACCACAACGAUGAUGAUCAUGAUGAUGACGACGAUGAUGACGACGACGAUGACGACGACAAUGACGAUGAUGACCGAAUCGACAGCCGGGUAAGGCAUGUCUCCCGCUGCCGUCUUUGUCUCCCCCAGCUCGUGGCACCGCUCACCAUGUCCCUGAAUGCCACCACGUUGGCCUCGACGCUCGCCAAUGGCACGAGCACGCAAGACAUCCUCAUCCAGAGUGCGGGAGCCAUCACGGCAGCAAUAGUAUUCGGCAUCAUCGUCAUCCUCGCCAUCAUCCUCGCCCUCGUCGUGAAGUUCCACAAGCCGUCCCACGGCGCCUUGAUGACCACGACGAGCCAAUCGUCGCGGCACACCCGCAGCACCACCCACGCGCAGCACCGCGUCAACGGCGGGCCCUACCCCGCCUCCUCCGCCGCCUCCGCGUCAUCGCGACGUCACAACGGCGGCGCCGCCGCCCCCGGCCCGGCGGGGCCGCGCUACAUCACCCCGUACGGCGCGCCGCACCGCAACGGCUCGCUGGCGCGGCCGGGCGGGCUGCUCGACGGCGUCGUCGUCACGCAGCGCUCGCACACCGGCAACUGGGAGCCCGGGCGGUGGCACGGGACCUCGGCGGCGGCGGCGGCGGCGGCGGCGGCGGCGGCCGGAGGCGCGGCGGUCGGCAUGGACGACCUGCCCACCAUCUCGCGCUUCGACGAGCCGGCGACGGGCUUGCCGCGGGCGGGGCACGACGGCGCUUCGUGGGACCGCAGCGGCUCGUCGCUGUCCACCAUCGGCGGGGCGUCGCUCGAGAUGUCGACCAUCAACAGCAUCAAGGACCUCAUCCCGCCGGAUUACCCCAUGGACUGA